CAGGGAAACACAGUUUCAAGGUUUCCAAGAAUGUCCUCCAACGUCGGCCUCUCCACCCCCCGCGGCAGCGGCACCUCGGGCUACGUCCAGCGCAACGCCGCCUUCAUCAAGCCCCGCACCACGGGCUACGGCCAACCGUACCCGCCCGUCUCGGGCGCCAACUCGGGCGCUGAUUCGCGUGGCGCCGGCUUCAAGCAGCGCGUGCCGGAUCGACAGAUCCUCGAGCAUGAUCGGCGCCGCGCGGUCGAGGUCAAGGUUAUGGAGUUAAGGGAGGAGUUGGAGGAGGAGAAUGAGCGGUUGGAGGGUGCUGCAGCUGCAGCUGAGGAGGCGGGGAAGGGGGCUGCGGCAAAGAAGCAGAAGGGUGAGGCUGAGGACGAGGAGGAGGAGGAGGGCGAGGCUGCUGAGGGGAAAGGGAAACGGGUGCUCUCGGAGGAGGAGAUUGAGGAGCAGUGUCAGCAGUUACGGGAGAGGUUGUUGAGGGAGUUGGAGGAGGAGGAGCGGCGGGUUGCGGCGCGGAAGGAGAGGGAUGGGGGCAGGGGUGCGUCCGGGUAUGCGGGUGGUAAUGGUGGUGGGGGCAGGCGGUGGGGCAGGGAGAGGGACAUGCCUCCUCCUUCCAAGAAACAGUUCAAGUCGUAUCAGGUGCAUGAGUUGGCUGAGGCUAAGAUUGAGGAGAGUGAGCGGUUGAGGAGGGCGUUGGGGAUCCGCGAGGAUAGGG
Messenger RNA from Aspergillus aculeatus ATCC 16872, 715 nucleotides. It is a transcript of the gene cwc21, whose product is annotated as U2-type spliceosomal complex subunit CWC21. The transcript has a single exon. The annotation marks the transcript as partial. The record is from RefSeq and is a predicted model, not a curated record. Lineage: Eukaryota; Fungi; Ascomycota; Eurotiomycetes; Eurotiales; Aspergillaceae.